AUGUUAACUGAAGCGCGGAAGUACGAGAAAAUAAUCAGCCAGGCGCCGGCCCACCGCUCCCGCCUCACCGCCAGCUGGGUGCUGCUCACCACGCUGCUGCUCUGCAGCUGGACACGCCCCGUUGCAAGCGGACGUGUCAGCUCCGCACCUGUUGUUGUAACCGACGAUGACGAAAUGAUGGAAUAUGCACCACAAUAUGAGCAUCCCGAGUACGCUUUUAGCUACGGCGUUAAGGAUCUGCAUACGGGCGAUGUCAAGUCGCAGUGGGAGUCGCGCGAUGGCGAUGGCGUCAAAGGACAUUACAGCAUACUGGAGCCGGACGGCUCUAUACGCACCGUACACUAUACCGCGGAUGCCAAGAAGGGCUUCAAUGCCAUAGUCAAGACCGUGGGUGCCAACUCGCAUCCCAUAACAGAAACGCCAGAGAGCGAGGCCAGCAUUAAUGAUGACACAUCGCAGUCAAAGAUCAAUCACUAUAGCAAGGAUCAGGAGCACAUUGUGCUCAGCUCGGACAUAAAGCCGCUGAAGAAACCCAUUGAGGAUCUAACGCACUCGCAUCCCAAGAUCCCAAGCCUCAUCGAGUUCAAGCCGCAUGCGCGUAUUAAGCAAGUGCCCAUGGAGCUGGAGCCGGGCAUUAGGACACGCCUGCAGCAGGCCAGGGACAACUACUACAAGGAGAUUGCUGCUGCACAGGCGCAGGAGGAGCAGGACUACUCUUCCAAGCUGCAGCCACAUCCCAGCUAUGCAGUUCAAGAAAGCGACUGGAAGGCGCUCAUUGUCAACGAACCCAAGGAGUAUCGUCCACACUACAGCAGCAGCCAGCCGCAUCAGCAUGCCUACUACGAGCACUACAAGCCCAAGGAGCUGCCCACCAACUAUAUACACAAGCCCGCCGUGCCGCAACAAUCACUGCAUACUAGCUUCGGUCCUUCCAAGACACGCAACCAUAACAACAACAACAACAAUAGUCCGGAGCCCAUUUCGAAUCACAUACAUGCCAAGAAGCACGUCCACAGCACGCCGGGACUGAAGCACUACAAGUACAAGGCGGUGACCAAGAGUAGCGCGCGUCCAGAUUACUCCAGCUACUUCCAACGCAAGCCCAAGCACUUAAAAGUGCAACAACAGGCGCGCAAGCCGGCAGGAUCUGGUCCUGUGCUCUUUCCCGCUGUUGAGGAGGAUGACUAUGAGGAGUAUGCUGAGAAUGAGCAAGGUGUCGCCUCUGCUAGCCUAGUGCAGUCCAUGGUACGACGGGACAAGCAGCAUAUGGUGCCCAUGUAUGCGCGUGGCCAUCAGUUCAGUGCGGCCAGCAUUCGCAAUCUGGCGGGCGUCUAGGCUACUGCUCCAAGAGUGAUU
This is a messenger RNA of Drosophila busckii, 1356 nucleotides long. RefSeq lists its product as uncharacterized. NCBI's taxonomy places the organism in Eukaryota, Metazoa, Arthropoda, Insecta, Diptera, Drosophilidae. Gene Ontology annotation, cellular component: extracellular matrix. The transcript has 3 exons. Bases 1 to 1335 code for a protein of 444 amino acids. The record is from RefSeq and is a predicted model, not a curated record.